UGAUGGAGAGGGCGGUGACGCUCGUUGACCAAUCGCGCGUUGUCGGAAGUGUUCGGCACAAUUCGGCUGUGGAGGCGGAGCGGGACGCGUGUGGAUGGAGUGGCUGAUGCUUUUCUCCACCGGAGACCAGAUGUCUGAUCCAGUUGUCAUUUUGCAUGCGGUCAGGAGACAGUUUGACCUCUGAAUGACCCUCCGAAUGACCUCAACACUCUCCUACUCACACAAACACAAAAUGUGUGUCAGCAUGAACUUGAAGAUGUGUCUUUAGUGACAGAAUUCGUUCAGCAUCCAAUCAUUUCUCAGUAGUCUCCAGCAUGGACUUCCUGCAGAUGAAGCACCUAAAGAGGAAGAGGAAGAGCAACUACAGCGUGAAGGAAACUCAGACUCUGAUCCGCGAGAUCCACAAGCGACGUGAGAUUUUGUUCUCCCGCCAACAGAACAUGGCCAUCAACGAGCUGAAGCGGCGUGCGUGGGAGGAGGUGGCUGACAGCGUGAACUCGCUCGGCGAGGGGGAGCUGCGGACGGCGGCCGAGGUCAAGCGGCGCUACCUGGACUGGCGCGCAUUGAUGAAACGAAAGCAGCUACAGGCCGAGUUGGCGUCGGGAUUGAAGCAGGAGUUUGAAGCUUCGUCUCCCGAUAAUGACGCCUCUCUGGGUGGCGGCGAUCAGUCGCUGGACCUCAGUGGGUUUUCCAAAGACUCGUCGUGCGACUGGCAGGACCUGACGGACCUCGGGGAGCCCAGCACACACACACCUGGAGUCAAAAUGGAGGACGAUGAGGCCAGCAGCUACAGAUUGGAGGCGGAGGUUGGAGAAGGUGGUGAGGGUGAGGAGGACGAUGAAGACUGUUUUCCCUCCAUCCUCCCUGAUAUGGACCGCGAGGGCCGGGUUCCUGAGGUCUUCGCUCACAUCGAUGAAUUCGGCGUGCUGAGCUCCACGAAGCCCUCAUCGGGCUCAACAGCGAGUCGAGACCUGGGACUGGGACUCGGAGUCGGGGGUAUGACCGGGAUGGGUGUAGCUGGAUUGGGCCUGACCGGAGGGGAGAACACAAGUCUGCUGGUGGCGCUGGAGAGGCAGAGACUGGACCUGGAGAAGCACCGCUUACAGGUGGAGUCCGAACGGCUGCAGGUGGAGAAAGAGCGCCUCCUGGUGGAGAAGGAGCGGUUGAGGCAGGGCGAGGUGGAGAGAGAGCGGCUGCAGCUGGAGAAGGAGCGUCUGCAGGUGGAGCGAGAACGAUUGCGACUGCAGCUGCAGCUGCAACAGAACACGCCCCUCCAGCAGAGCCCCGCCCCCUCGACGUCUGUAGCCACGCCCACCACAUCAUCCUCUGCCCCUUCGUCGUCCUCAUUGGACGGAGAGAAGGACAGGAAGCUGGUUUGGCCAAUGGUGGUGGAUUUGGAGGCGGAGAAGCUGAAGUUAGAGAAAGAGCGCCUCCUGCUGGAGAAGGAGAGACUGCAGUUCUUCAAGUUUGAGUCGGGAAGACUGCAGAUUGAGAAAGAGCGCCUGCAGGUGGAGAAGGAGAGGCUGCAGCUUCACAAAGAUGGACAACAGAUGGCGCUGCACUCGUGAAACACCGUAGAUACAGCCGGGUAGAGAAAGAUUGUUUCCGUAGUUAUCUAUUCAUUUCUAUGGGGAAAAAUUCGAAAAAUUUGUGUCUUAUGCACUUUAAAUACAGCAAAAAAUCUAUUAUUUCUGUCAGACAUUUGAAAAAGAAAAAAGUCUAGCAAUGAUUGCGAGAAGUUUAUAAACAAGAUGCAUGUGGACUCACUUUUGAACAUAUGCAGCAGUAGACUGUGCAUUUUUAAAUAUAAAUAUGAUAAAUGAAUGUCAGAAAAUUACAUUAUUGCACAGAAAAGCAGAAGAAGACUUUUUUGAUUUUACAUGCAUCUUUUGUCAUCUUGUUGCUGAAUUGCUUGUAUUCGCAGCACUUCAGUGUUGUUAUUAUUAACUAAAAAAGCGUAAACAUUGUUAAUCGACAAAAAAAAAUAUAUAUAUAUAUAUAUAUAUUGGAUGAAAAACUUCAAUGAGAAAUGUUGAAUGUUGCAAACUUACUGAAAUAAAAUAAGUUUAACUUAAAUUAAAACUAAAAUGAAAAUAAAAAUAAAAAACUGUAAAUACUAUAAUAGUAUAUAAAUAAACUAAAAUUACACAUCUUGUGUUUCAGUUUCAGUUUUUUUUUUUUUUUUUUUAAAUUGACUGAAAAAAAUUGUCCUGAAUUUUUUGCUUUAUUUGGAGUGCAAAAAUCACAAAAAAAUAGCCGAAUUUUAAUAUAAUAUUUAUUUCUCUUUCUUAUUUUCACUAAAGAAAUGAAUGGAUAUCUACGGUAAACAGUGAUUCUGACUGUAUCUAUAGAUCAGGUCAGCCCACAUGAUUGCCUUCUGUUCAUGCAAAACAACUCGUUUUGCAAAACGUUUUAACUCUGAUUAUUGAUAUCUUGUAGAAAUUUAUGCAGAAGUAUCUGAACGUACUUUUCACAUAUUAUAAAAAGAACAGAUGCUUCUGAUUACAAGACGUUAUGUACUUUGCUACCAUACUGUGUUUAAUGUACGGCGUAAAACAGAGAGCUAAAAAAGAGUUGGAUUGUAUAAGGGCUCUUAUAAGCAGCUGUGUUCACAUUACAGCAAGGAUGGGGACCAAAUCUCAGGCCUCAUUUAUGCCGAAUUGUCAUAUAUACACAUUCUUAUGCACAAAAAAAAUGUGUUUUAUAAGUGAGGCCUGGGUUUAUUUUGAAAUAAUCAGGUUUUUCUCUGGUCUUGACGUCAAUAAUCGAAUAAGCUGACCGAACGCAGAUAAAUGUGUUCGUAAAACUAGGUGCUUGGAUUCAGUUUUGCUUAUUCACACUUACAAACAUGGAUGUGAACAAUCAAAGCAAAAUUUUAUUUCAAAUUCAAGAUAUAUUUUAUAUUUCACCCCAAAAUCAAGAGAAAAUAAUAUGUAAUAUUUAUUUUUUAUUUUUUUUGCAUAAAGAAAAAUUAAGCCUGUUUUAGGACCAUUAAAGUUAUAAAAUGAACAUUUGCUGAAAAUUGACUCAUCUUUAGGCUAUCUAAAAUGUAGAUGAGUUUGUUUCUUUAUUGGAAAAGAUUUGGAGAAAUGUAGCAUUCCAUCACUCACCAGUGAAUCCUCUGCAGUGAAUGGGUGCCGUCAGCAAACCGCUGUUUAUGGCCAAAAUAUGGGUCCGUAAUCCAUAAUAACGCUAACUCUAGUGAAAAAGUCUAUCUCCUGUUGUCUCUCACAUCAAAAUCUUUCUCUCCUGAUUCAGACGAGACCAGUUAAAACAUCUUAAUGAUGGAUUUGUUUCAGCUUUUGUCUUCUCAAGGCAUUAACUGAUGGACUGGAGUGGUGUGGAUUAUUGUGAUGUUUUUAUCAGCUGUUUGGACUCUCAUUCUGACGGCACCCAUUCACUGCAGAGCAUCCAUUGCUGAGACACUGAUGCAAUGCUACAUUUCUCCAAACCUGAUGAAGAAACAAACUCAUCUACAUCUUGGAUGGCCUGAGGGUGAGGAUAUAUUCAGCAAAUUUUCAUUUUUGGGUGAACUACUCCUUUACGGUGUUAUUUCCUUGACAAUAUUUCUGUAGUGUCUGGAUGUUUUCUUAUUCUUUUGAUUUUGAGGUGAAAAAUGUUCUUCACAGGUUUCGUGAGAUUUCCUCAUAAAGGCCUGUAUUGUGAAUGUAGUCAGUGUUUAUGAGUGUGUGUGUGAUUUCUUACGGUAGUUGUUUUCAGGCCUUGAUGAUCCAGAAGUGCAGUUGUUGAGUGCUGAUUGGUUUACCUGUUUCUGUGGAUAUGUGAUUCCUGGUUAAAUUUAUGCAUCUUAUCCAAAGCAAUUUACAUUUUACAUUUUCAUAAAUGUUUAUCAUUUCGGGAUCCCAUGCCUUAAGAGUUUCAUUUUAGAGCUCUGUUUCACACAUAAGCAGUGCAUACUUAUUAUGGCACGUAGAGUUUCAGUUCUUAAUCUGUGAGUGCCACACUGAACUUUAGCAGAAAAUAUGGUGAAAAUGACCUGUGAACCUUUUUAUUAGCAUGACCUUUUACAACAGGCUUCAGGCUUUGAAUCAUCUGAAUUCAGUCCAGUUUACUUUGCAAUUUACUUUAGUUGCAUGUAAAACUUGCUGUUUUUUCCAAACAAUGCAAAUGCAUGUGCUGUUUUGUAACAUGCAGACAUUGAAUAACAUGCAAAAUCAAUCAGAAUGUCCAUGCUGCUUGACAAACAAAAAGUAAAAGUAAUAGCUCACUCAUGAUUUCAUCAUUUUUGUCCAUUAGUAAAAGAAGUGCUCCAUGUAUAAACCCAGAAAUCACUUUAUUUGUAUAGAUUUGCAGCAGAAACACUCUCAGCGUGUGAAACAAGCCUUACGGUUCAGUUCAGCUUUUCUCUGCAUUUCUCUAAUCAAGUGGAAAACCAAAGCUGUCUGAUGCCAUGUUUUUUUUUUUCAUUGGAUCUCCAGUGAAUAUGUUUUCACGCUCAGAUGAAGGUCGUGUAAUUUAAAGACAAAAGGUUUUAUGGCUGUUUAGUUUUUGUAAGUUGGUGCUAAAGGUGUGUUUUAUUGUUCUGUAUGUGCAUUACGGUGAAUAAAUGGUGUGUGUGUGUUUGUGUGAGUGUUUUAAAUGUAUGUUCCUGAUGUGGGAAAGCACAGAAAAUAAACAGA
Onychostoma macrolepis is the source of this 4640-nucleotide messenger RNA. RefSeq names its product Myb/SANT-like DNA-binding domain containing 4 with coiled-coils (gene msantd4). The record is from RefSeq and is a predicted model, not a curated record. NCBI's taxonomy places the organism in Eukaryota, Metazoa, Chordata, Actinopteri, Cypriniformes, Cyprinidae. The transcript is spliced from 3 exons. Bases 315 to 1568 code for a protein of 417 amino acids.